Messenger RNA from Phoenix dactylifera (date palm), 2175 nucleotides. RefSeq names its product glycosyltransferase family protein (DUF23) (gene GALS1). Gene Ontology annotation, molecular function: glycosyltransferase activity. The record is from RefSeq and is a predicted model, not a curated record. Gene Ontology annotation, cellular component: cytoplasm. NCBI's taxonomy places the organism in Eukaryota, Viridiplantae, Streptophyta, Magnoliopsida, Arecales, Arecaceae.
UCCCCUGUUUCUUCCCAUGAUACCUUCUUCCUUUCCUGCUUCCACCGGAAAAGGGAGCAGGAGCUAAAAAAUAAAAACGCAGUGUCCCAUGUGAGGGAAAAAAGAGAGAGAAGAAAGAAGCACAUCAACCAUCCUUCAAGCGAAGAAAGGAAGCCCCCAAAAGAAUCACACCAUGAGGAAAGACGGGGAAGGUGGAGGAGGAGGAGGAGGAGGAGGAGGAGCCACUCCUUUCUCUCCCACCCCCCUCCCUUGCUUUGAUUUCAAGCCCUUCGUGGCCACCCUCGUAAUCCUCACCCUCGUCAUGGCCUUCUGGCAGCUCCAACCCUACCAACAUCUCCUCCCCUCCGCCAACAAUCUCUCCACCACCAACUGUCCCCUCCUCAACUCCACCUCCACCGCCACCGCCGCCGCCGCCGCCGCCGAUGUAAAUUCCCUCUCAACGCAAAAGGUUUCUUCCUCGGUCCCCACCUCCGCUCCAUCUGUUGCAAUAAUUACUCCUUCCGACCCUAACAAGCGGGUCUUCCGCCCGUACGGCAGCGCCGCCGCGCUCUUCGUCCAGAUGGGCGCGUACCGGGGCGGCCCCGCCACCUUCGCCAUCGUCGGCCUCGCCUCCAAGCCCACCCACGUCUUCGGCAAGCCCUGGUACAAAUGCGAGUGGGUCCCCAACGCCCCCGGCCGCCCACCCUCCCGCGCCAAGGCCCUCAGGAUACUCCCCGACUGGGGCUACGGCCGCGUCUACACCGUCGUCGUCGUCAACUGCACCUUCCCAUCGAACCCCAACGCCGACAACUCCGGCGGCAAGCUCUUCCUCCACGCCUACUACUCCCCCUCCCCGAGAAAAUACGAGAAGUUCGUCGCUUUAGAAGAACCCCCGGGCUCCUACGACGAGGCGCGUUUCCGGCCGCCGUUCAAGUACGAGUAUCUCUACUGCGGAUCCUCUUUGUACGGCAACCUGAGUGCGAGCCGGAUCCGGGAAUGGAUGGCGUACCACGCCCACUUCUUCGGCCCCAGCUCGCAUUUCGUCCUCCAUGACGCCGGCGGGGUCAGCCCGGCGGUGCGCGCCGCGCUGGAGCCCUGGGUGAGGAUUGGGCGGGCCACGGUGCAGGAUAUCCGGGCGCAGGAGGAGUAUGAUGGCUAUUACUACAAUCAGUUCUUGGUGGUGAAUGACUGCUUGCAUCGGUAUCGCCAUGCGGCCAAUUGGACCUUCUUCUUCGAUGUCGACGAGUACUUGUAUUUGCCGGACGGGAACACGCUCGAGACCGUGCUGGGGGAGUUGGCGGACUACACCCAAUUUACCAUCGAGCAGAAUCCGAUGUCGAGCAAGCUCUGCGUGCUGGAUCCCAAGAGGGAUUACUCCAGGGAAUGGGGAUUUGAGAAGCUGGUCUUCAGGAAUUCCAUCACCGGAGUACGGCGAGAUCGCAAAUAUGCAAUUCAGGCGAGAAACGCAUUGGCCACUGGUGUCCACAUGUCGGCAAAUGUCAUCGGGAAAACCACCCACAAGACGGAGUCCAUGAUCCGGUACUACCAUUACCAUGACUCCAUCAAUGUGUUGGGCGAGCCAUGCCGCGAGUUUGUGCCAAUGCCAGCCAAAGGCAAUGUGACAUGGUUUGAGAAAAUCCCAUAUGUUUAUGAUGACAACAUGACGCGCCUAGCUGCUACCAUCAAGCGAUUCGAGGAGCAAACAAUUGGACCAGUGCAGCUAUAGCAUUCUCAACCUCAACUGCCAAUUCUUUGAAUCCUUCAUUCUUGUGAUGCCAUGGACAAUCCAGCCAGCCGGUGAGGUGUCGAUGUUCUUCAGGGUGCUUGCCUCCUUUCCCUGGUGGUCUGGCAGGGGGGAAGCUUGUGGACAUAUCAAGGAGAGGAGGUAAAGAUGGAGAAUGGAAAGGGGAAUGGCAUAGGACACUUUAUUUACAUGUAAAGAUGUCGAUUUAUCCACACUCCUUAGAUGGUGUAAAUUUGCUGACCCUGCAGAUUUCUUCUUCCAAGGUCUGUGCUCUUUACCUCAUUCUUCUUGUUAUGUCCAAGAUAUUCUUCUUUUGCAUUUUAAUUAGAUCCUCACCAUAUCACCUUGUGUUAUAAACUGCAACAUAUGACCAAGCUUGAGAAACCUUUGGCUGAAUAAAACGCAAGGAAUAGGAUGCUUUCAAAGAUCUUUUUUUCUUUUUCAUCUUUAAA